UUUCCGUUUUUUUUUUUGUGAAUAACUUUAUGUUUACCGACUGAUUCACGAUGUUUCGCAACAAGAAUCACUCUAAAUUGUAUAUAAAUGGAUUAUACAAACCUUUAUUCAUGUAAUCCAUGCCAAGUUUCGAUAAGAAGUCACUUAGUUUUUGUGUAUCAGAGAGAAUGCGUUAUGCGCCAAUUUCAAUCUUUUGAAACACGUGCUUUUUCACGCGCUAACCUUUGUUUUUGUUUCCACUUACUACGCGUGUCAGAGACGUCAUAAACUUGAACAAAAACACUCAUACGAUGGUAGCAGGUUGCACUAACAUAAAAACAUAGUUUAAAAUGACGAAAAAAAAACAUCAUAUUUUCAACUUUUUCUAUGGGUCAACGCACUGUGCGAUCCCAGACGCCAUCUUCAAUUCCAAGAUGGUAACUUCCGGUUUCCGGAACACAACCUAAAACGGUCGAAUACCAAUAUGAGUAUUUCAGGGAUCGGGAUGAUGAAACUCCAAACGCGAUUUUUAAAUUCAAGAUGGUAACUUCCGGUAUCUGGAAAACAUUCAAAAUUGACCAAAUACCAUCGCAUAUGAGUAUGAUGCCAAGAGAUCUGAAUACGACACCAGACGAACCAGAAAUCACCAUCUAGAAUUUGAAAAUCGCGUCUGAAGUCGAUUUCCGGUCUCAGGGCGUCAUUCGAUUUUAAGAUAUACACAUAUUGGGGGGUACUCGACCAUUCUGGGUUGUUUCCUAGAAACCGGAAGUCGACCUCUUGGGAUCCAAAAUGGCGUCUGGGGUCAUUUAAUGGUCUCAGAGCAUCAUCCCGAUUCCGAAAAUACUCAUAUUACCUAGUAUUUGAACACAUUUUGUUGUUUUCCAGAAACCGGAAGACGCCUUCUGGAAUCGAAAAUGGUGUCUAGGGGCGUUAUCCAGUCUCUGGACAUCAUCUCGAUUACGGAGAUACACAUAUUGAAGGGUAUUCGACCAUUUCAGGUUGCUUUCUAGAAACCGGAAGUCGCCAUCUUGAAAUUCAAAAUGGCUUUUGGGCCAUUUUCUGAUCUGUGGACAUCAUCUCAGUUGCGAAAAUAAAUAUUGGAUGGUAAUUUGGCCUUGUAUUUUUCAUUGUUUUUUUUUGCUUCUAGAAGCCCCUAUCUAUUCCGGAAGGACCAUUUUGAAAGCAUAUCAACAAAACUAUUGAAUUGGUUGUAAGAUUCCAUUUAGAAAAUCAUGAAACCAUAAUAUUCCUCAGUUUCGGAGCACAUCCGCAUAUCACUAGUUAUUUUUGAGUAAUUUCUGUACAAAAACAUAGUUAUAAAACACAUUUUUUCAAUACGGUUAAUGGCACUUAGUGCGUACUUUUGCCCCGCGGUUUAUGCGUACUUACGCCAUACAAUGAGUUUUUCAACUGGUUUGAGUUUUAUGACAAACAUCAAAAUAUUUCCGGCAAAACAAAUUCACCCUACAAACCACAAUUAUACAAAAGUUUUUUGGGCUCUGUUGUUUUCGAGUUUCUGUAGUUUCUGAAUAGGUCAAUCAUAGUUCCCAAAACUAAAAAAAUUAGAUCAAAACAGCUCAAAACACAACUAUCCUCAUAGCUUCGCCCCAUUUAAACGGAAUCUUAUGUGUUUACAUGUGUGAAUAACAGACGGUAUAACACUGCAAAUUCAUACAAUGUUGCCAGUUUAUUUUGCUCGUAUGCUUCGAAAAGGCCAAUGCGUACUUUUACCCCGAGCUUACUUUUGCCCCUCACUACUCUAUAUAGUUUUAUUGCACUUUUGCAUAGAAAACUAUAGUAAAUCUUGCUGAAUUUAUCAAGAAACGCGGGAAUCCCGGGAUUCCGGGAAGCAAUAUUUCUGUUCCCGGGAUUUGGGAAACCCGGGAAAAGGUAAUUCCCGGGAUUGCAAACCCUAGUGAAAGUUUCACUUUUUUGAAAGAUGAUAAAAUGCACAGUCGGUAUGCAUGAAAUUGUCGGUAUGCAUGAAAUUGUUUCCCUUUGAAAAUAAAUUUCUUAGGAAUGCAUAAAAUUUCGAGAUCUGAUGUUUUCUCAAAAACAUCUUUUUACCUUUGUUAUACUAUUAUUACCUUUGUUUUAUUACCUUUGUUAUACUAAACAAAGGUUAUAAAAUCGGUCGAAAAACGCAAAAUAGAUCCAAGGCCCGGAGGGCCGAACCGUAUAUACCAUUCGACUCAGCUCGACGAACUGAGCAAUGUCUGUUCGUGUGUAUGUGUGUGUGUAUGUGUGUGUGUGUGUGUGUGUGUGUGUGUGUAUGUAUGUAUGUUGUCUGUAUGUAUGUGCCGCAAAAUACUAACGCACCUUUCAUAUAGAACGCAAUAUCCGAUUUUGAAGAUCUUAUACGCAAACGAAAGCUACUGCGGUCCCCCAGAAUGCUACCGAGUGGAUUUUUGAUUAGUGGCUUAGUUCUCGAAAUAUUGAUCAAAGAGUAUUUUUUACAUUAGAAAUUUAACUUCCCAAGUAACACACAAAACAUGUUAGAAAAUAGAUUACAACGAAAGUAGUCAUAAAAGUGUACUACACGCGCAAUUAAAAACUUGUGUUAUUAUAUUGUGUUUGAAGUUGUUUUUCAUCAGUAAUACAACCGCAUUUCAAAAACAAGCUCAUUUUUUUCUGGUUUUGGAGAUGUUUUUUAAUAACAUGAGUUCAAAAAUAACAAUCACUAUCACUUGGUCUUUUCGUAAGACAUUACACCAUCUAAUAACAACAUUACGUACCUGUAAAAUGCUUUUCCUUAGUACAACAGUCGUAGCAUUCAACACUCAACUUAAAAAUACUUGAUCAAAUUAAUAUUUAAAUUAUAUGAACGAUUUCUAUAUUUAUUCGAAACGGGUCAAAACGUGCCAUCAAAAGAUAAACAAAACGCCUGCAGUGUAACCAAUAUCAAUUCAGGUUUUUGUUAUUGUAUAUCUAACAACGUUUUCUAUUUUUGUUAGAUUGUAUAUCCAGAUAACGCUGAAGCUAUGCGAAAACAAUUGUAAUAUUCAAGCAAAAGAAACAACUCUUUUUGAAAGGUUGAAAAUUAUUUUUUGUCAUCAAUUUAUAAUCAAUUAAAACUGCCACUGAUAAAAGCUACUGUCGAUCUAGUUGCACUGCGCCGACACAACACAUUUGCGCAUGCGCUGGUUAACAGUUGUCAUAGCAACAGAUUUGCGCAUUGCCGUAUUAGUACUCGAGAUGUAUUUUGCCACUUAAUUCUAUCAAGUUGGCUUGCUAUCAUGCUGUUAUCGGUACUUGUUCUAUUAGCCUUCAUGUUUUGCGCUUUUCUGAUGAUAGAGAUGUCAUGGAUUAGGUAACGACAACUAUUCUAUACCAACGUGUGUUACUUAAGUUUUAAGGCAAAAUGAAUGGCAUGGAGAGCCAUGUGUUAUACACCAAUCGAAUCAGAUCGACGAACUGAACGAUUUCUGUAUUUAUGUGUAUGUGUGCUUGUAUGUAUGUAUCUGUAAAUAUGUUGUUUAUAUGUAUAGUAUAUCAGAAUCGAAACAUAAAAUUACAAAAUAAACCCUCAUUUUACAGAACGCAUAUUCCGAUUUUGAUAUUCGCAUGCUCAAAUGAACGCUCUAGAGCUCUUUAAAAACCAUACUAAGUGCGAGUUUUUAUUGGUAGCUUGAAUUGUAGAAAUUUGACCAAAGUAUAUUUCAGACAUGGGAUAUUUUACUUUUUGGAUAAUUCAUCUCUCUUUCCCUGCUCUCUCUUCUUCUUUAUCCCACUAUUUCUUUUCUUUUUUCGUAUCGUUAUUUAUUUCUCAAAAGAAAACAACAAUCAUCGACAACUUUGCAUAAUUUUUACACUCUUCGUAGCGCGGUGUAAAUAAAUUACCGUUUAGCUUUUUCUUAAAAAUUUGAAUUGGGUUUUAGAGAAAACUAAAAUGCUCACUUAGCUCCUUUUCUGCCUUGUGAUGCUUCCGUUCUCACUUACUUUGAAAUAUAUAUUAAAUUGUACGUUGAACCCAGAUUUGCGAAGAAUAAGAAUCUUUCACAGCUUUCGGGAGCCAAACAUUGUAGCAAAAUCUGAUCUCACAGUGUUGAAAUGUAACACAAUUGCAGAUAUUUUGAAAAGCUUUACCAAAGAUGUAUAGACCUAUUUACAUACGAAUAUGUUAGUGCCACCCGUUUGCAAUGCUACAAUGCUUCUCGUUACCGCAGCAAGUUUUAUAAAAUCUUCAUUUCGAAUUUUAUCAUUCAGCCUAGACCAUCGAAAAGAAUAAUGUUCUCGACUGCACUCUGAAAAUCCAAAAUUCGCAAAUGUCGUAAAAACCUUCAUUUUCAGACAAUGCAUUUGAAAAAGAAUUAAGUUGACAACUUUCAUGAACAGUUUUUUCCUGUAUAAUUCUGAACUAUAAUUUUUCGAGAACAGGUUUGUGAAAAUUUGCUUCAAUUCGUAAAAAAUAUAAGAUGCUGAUUCAUAAUUCUAGGUCCUGCGAUUUUUAAAAAUAAAGCGAAAGUGAUAUUCAAACCUGGAUUACGGGGAUUAAAAAAAAAGAACUGCAAUAAACUAGCAUACAUAUUUGCUUUUCUAGUAAGAAAUCAGCAUCAUUGUUAUCUAUUGCUGUUUCCUCACGCUCGAUUAUUUCAAGAAAAAAAUUUAGUUUCUUCUAUCUAGCAUUUAAAUGUUGGUUUGUGAUCAAAAAUAUAACACUCAUAUACUCCAGUGACAACAUCCAUAAUAUUUGCGAAACCCACGUCAAGCUUUAAUUCGAUGAUGGUAUUUGGUUCACCCUCUGAAAACUAUUUUUUAAAUUCGUUUUAUUCAUUAUUGGAAUUGGACUUACGUUGGAAUACGAUUUGUGGUUUAGUGGUCUAAUAAGUAUAAAGUAAUAGGUAGUUAGUAUAACAAAGGUUUCUGCAUCACUAGGUGGAUUGAUUCAGGUUUUUUAAAUUGGACUUCCAGUUCGGAAACUCUACUCUCAGAAAGUCGAUUGGAACAAAUUAAAAAUAACACCAGAUCUCGACGAUCCAUACUCUCCUACGACAUUUGACAUCACCAUUCCAAGUUUUGUUUCUUGCGUCAGAAAAGUAAAACUUUGACCGUUUUGAGACACAACUUCAGGAAGUCCGAUUGUAAAGGCUAAGUUAAUCUUUUAAACAUUUGCUAGACUCUUGUUAUAUAUAAGUCCCCGUACGUGCGUAGAAAAUAACGACCGCCCGUAAUCAAGUCUGUUGCUAGAUUGAUUCUAUUGAAAAAAUUCUUUUCAAACCAUGAAUCUUACACUUCCAGCCUUCAGGGGGUACGCGAAAGAAAAAUCAGUAAUGGCAGGCUAAGCAUUUUUCUUUAUAAUACUUCAUUUGUUGCUCAAAUUUGCUCUUAAAACAUAACUAUAAUAGCAAUCAAACAAACCAUAGUUCAAUUUGAAACCUGAGCCUUAACCAAAUUUACUACUACUCUCUCUCACUCUGCAAGAACAUUCCACGCGGACAAAAAAAAAGGUUGAGAACCGCGCGCUGCGCUGGCGUAGAGAAUUCGAAACAGAAAAUUUUUUGUAACUAUCCUCCAAAGAAUUUUGACUCAAUGAAGCCGCUAGACCUGCGAUUAUAAUUGUCAAACAACAAUAAGAAUGCCAUCCUGUCCGAUGUAUAACAACGGACUUUUGCUAUCUUUAUCUCUACUUAAAAAGCAUCGCCGGUUCGUAUGUGCGCUUUUUAGCGCUUAAUAUAAACCAGUUUUUCAUCAUCAUGUCUACCUUGGAAUCCUUUAAAAGUUUUCAUAAACCAGACGGAACAGUAAAUUGUAGGUAUAAUUGUGUUUCUUGUUCACAAGUUGAGUGGAACAAUCAGGAAGCCCACUCUGUCUCGCUCCGUUACUCGUUCACUCGUCUUCCACCAUCUUGAACUGGAAAAAAAUGCACGCUGCCUCAAGUGGAUAUGGCCAGCACUUUCCUGAAUCAGACAAACCUUCCAAUUGGUACUGCAGUGCAUUUCCGCAUCACCACUGGUCGGGCACCGUACGUGGGCGGAAAUUUGAUUAAAUCAACCGUCAGCAGCUUCCUGUGUAUCCGGUCAACAAAACAAACGGAAGGGGUCGGUAAGAUACUAACCUGCACUGGAAACUGAUUGAUCGACCGGCGAACGGGUCAAGUGGUGGCUUUAAUUAAGCUAUUCCGAAGGAAGGGUGGAAACCGCAAACGAGUGACGAGGAUUGCUGCUAGUUUCCUUCUCGAGUACGGCGCUGAACGCGUUUGCUUUUCUGCUGGGAGAAUUAUCAUUACGAGUGACAGAAAAAGGAUAUAACCACACGCUCUUGCAGGCGUUCAUAGAUUAAGCCAUCCCCUCUAGCGUGUAGUUAGUGAGAUAGUCAAAAGUUUUAGUGCAACCAUAAAGUACAGCGUUAUCCUCGUCUACAGCAAUGGGAAAGCAAAAUAGCAAACUGAAGCCAGAGGUGUUGGAGGACUUGAAGCAGAACACAGAAUUUUCAGACGCAGAGAUACAAGAAUGGUACAAAGGUUUCCUGAAAGACUGCCCCAGCGGCCACUUGUCGGUGGAGGAAUUCAAGAAGAUUUACGGCAACUUUUUUCCCUACGGAGAUGCAAGUAAGUUCGCAGAGCACGUAUUCAGGACUUUCGACGCGAACGGUGACGGUACAAUUGAUUUCCGGGAAUUUCUAUGCGCUCUGAGUGUCACAUCCCGCGGAAAACUAGAGCAAAAGUUGAAAUGGGCCUUCUCAAUGUACGACCUAGACGGAAACGGGUACAUUUCUCGGCAGGAGAUGCUCGAGAUUGUCACUGCAAUCUACAAAAUGGUUGGAUCGGUAAUGAAAAUGCCGGAAGAUGAAAGCACACCUGAGAAGCGGACGGACAAGAUCUUCCGCCAGAUGGACCGCAACAAGGACGGCAAACUAAGCCUGGAGGAGUUCAUCGAAGGUGCAAAAAGUGAUCCGUCGAUCGUACGGCUGUUGCAAUGUGAUCCGCAGGCGCAGUGAGCAAUUCCAUACACACACCUUCUCCAUCUUUGUAGGAAUCGACGGCGGCGCUGGGCGCAUCAGCACUGGCGCCGGCGUCGAUUAUCUACCACUGCUACUGCUACUACUACUUCUACUAUAACUACUAUUAAAAAAAUUGAUGAGAAUGAAAAUUGGCUAGCAAUCACAACAGCUGAAGAUGCGAGUUCAAACAGCGAAAAAUGCCACCGCGUAUGCAACCAACAACACAAACAAACUUUGCAAAACGCUAAAAGUAACUCCGAUAACAUGAAAUCUAAUAAUUAUAAAAUUUUACUAUUAUAUAACAAUAUUUAUUACAAAUCACAGUUUAUAAUUUACAAAUUGAGAAAAAGAUUAAAACUAUUAAAACACUUACAAAUAAGCAUCACAAAAGUUUAAACACAAAACAAGUAAAUAAACUCAACUUAAGGAAUCGUUGAAUCAGCUGCAGAUUUUUUUUAGAUACAUAUAUAAAUAGUUGAGCGAGUUUAAAUGUAAAUAUAUUUUAAAUUGAUAUUUCUUUUCAUCGCUUUUUGUGGACGAUUGUGUCCGUUCCACUGUCAUCUGCAUCAUCGAUAAAGGGCCACCCUUGCGCAAAUCGAAUAGCUCUAGUUCGCACCAUAUCGAACCGAAUCGCCUCCUCGUUCGGUGAUUCACCAGCUGUCUUCGAGAGCAAACUGACCGAUACCGAUCGCGCACGCGGCGUUGUCCUAUAAUUACACCUCCCCCUCCCCCCUGCAUCCUGCUGCUGUUCGUCCUUGUUUUCAUCGUUAGUAGAAUUUAAAAAUGUUUAGGCUCACCCUUGGGGUCUUUAUUAACGCAUAGAGAUAAAUCAUGUUUAAGAUCUAGCUGCUGUUACCUUUAAUCCCGCCAAAUUGGAAUUUCCUUUUAAAAGCCCCUGUAAUCUGUAUACAUAAAUGAAAAUAAUUAAAAGAAAAUUCCUACGUCUUUUCCGCUAUAUUGGAUUUUUAGGAUUGUUGAAAAUAGUGUGAUACUACCCUCUAGCUAUACUAAAUCUUUGUAUUCAAUCGAAAGGAAUAUCAAUGAAAAAUAUUGAAAGAAAUGCCCUCCGGCAACAUUCGCUCGGAAGUCCGAUAAAGGAGAGUAUUCUGAGCGCGGCAAUACUUCUGAGCCUUGACUAAGCAGGAAAAGAUCAAGUAUCGAUAUAAAUUGUUAAUUUCGAUUCGAAAAUACUGAUCUAUCCCUUGUGCCAUUUUCUCCGAACAAGGCUCUAGGGGCGUGUUCUGCAAAAAAUUCUCAAAAGACAAAACGUACAGAGAAUAAUUGUUUGCGGAACUCAAAAGCCCUCCUGCGCUGGAAUGUUGCCGGAGAAGCUCUUGUCCGCCCAUAUUCGCUUGCUGGUGACCACCAUCAUCUUCACCACCACCAACACUUGCAAACAUUACAACAAGAGAACGGAAUUUUCAAAGAGAACAAUUCGGGGCCUAAUCAAUUGUGAAUACGAAUACAGUAAACAAAGUCAAACAAACACACACACACAAACGAACAAACAAGAGUAGAAUUAUUCGCUGCCUCCGCGAAUUCACAUUAGCACAUCUGCCUAAUCGAUUGAAACUGCAAAUUUAAAUCUAAAACCAAUCCAAUAGUUAUACAAAAAUGAAGAAACCUUACUCGCGUGCACGCGAGGGAAUGACGGAAUUGAGAGAUAAAUACAAGAAGAGAAACAAACUUCCUGUUUCCGGUGAAAUGUAUGUUGCUGGAGAAAAAAAAAGAGAAAUGUAACAAUGGAGAAGACAAAGAACUAGAAAAAGAUACAUAGCAUUACGGUUGUACAAGCAAGAAAGGUUGCAAUUGUUAACUUGACAUUUAGUGAGUGUGCUAAAAUGGUUUAAUUGAAUUAAAAAAAAAGUUCGGAAGAGAUUGCAAUCGAAAACUACGGUAGGAUUAAAUUUCCCUCAAAGUAUUGAACCCAUUUUUUAUAUGUAAUACAAUUCGUAAGUGUUUUGAUCCCACUCCCAAUUAUUUAUUAUAUUAGAUUAUUUUAGUCGUCUUUCGGAGCCGCACUCCAGCCCUGUUCUUUGGAGUCGAGUUAUGAACUGACUGACCACCGCUAACUGUCGCGUUUACCUAAGUUGUGCCACGAUUUUCCCCCACUAACUUUUGUCGUAAUUUUUUCCCCACCAUUUUAUACACUAGCAGACAGCAUUCUUCUGUUCGUUAACUAGGUUAUAUUAAAGACAUGUUCGAAGUUUUUCUUUGUUCACAGGUUUCACAAUGCUAGCUUGUUUGUUAGUUUGACGCAACAUUUCAUACGUAAUUUACGGUUGGAAUGUUUGAAACAACAAAGCACAGCAAGUGACAGACCGAUUAUGCUAACUGAACUUUUGUACAGUCCUUUUGAAUAAAAUAAUGUUCCCCAUAUUUUUUUUUUUACUCUAAGUUAGUUUGUGUUUCAAUUUAGUUUUAUUAUUUGAAAGAAAAUUCGUAGUGUUUACCUUCAGUAUUAGGAUGUUAAUCUCGAAAUAUUGCACCAAUGUCAGUGCUAGUUUUAUAGUUUGCGUGCACAGUGUGUCCUUAGAUCAUAGUUAACCAGUUUUGCAUUUGUUUUGGAUUUUUUUUUCUUCAAAUUUACUCUUGCUUCGAGUGAAGCCGAAUAGGACGUGUUAUUCAUCCUGUUAAACAAACUCUUUCACUUCUGUCACUCUAACUAACAAAAAAAAUAAAGUUUCUGCAUGCGAAUUUUAAUGUAUUGUAAACUCGGAGUAAUUUUCAGGUUUAGAACCGGAUACUUUCAUAAACUUUGCGGAAUAUCCAUGCUACAGUUCUAAGAUAACUUCUCUUUCUACACACUUUAAUCCUAUAAGGACUAGGAAUCUUUGAAGAGUUUUCCAUUUUUCAAUUAAUACUCUUAGAGCAAAAUAUACCUAUAGCAAAUCUAGUUGAUGUUGCAAGAAUACAGCUUACAUAGCAAGGAAACCUCCCGAGAAAAUAUUCGCGAUAAAGCGAAAGCGCAAGAUUGUUUUUAGUCAAUGCAGCUAGCAAGUAAUGAAAUAAUGAAGAGGAAGUGUUGAGCGUACAGGCUCAGCACCGGACACACGCACACAUGCAAAAACAAAAAAAUGCAAACAAAGUCAAAACGCACCCAUGUCAAUAACGUAAAACUAUGGCACCGCCGAAGAGUGCUGCAAGUGCUGAGGGAGAGGCUAAACUCUAAGCCUGAUUGAAUUGAAUGUACCUCCAAGUUAGUAAAAACAAAAACUUUAAAGGCGCUCAUAAAUACAUUUUACUUCAGAUGCGUUACAUUUGAGAGAUUGUUAAGUGGGGGAAAAAAUGAUGAAAAAUGUGAAACAACAGCUGAAGUCAUUACUUAGAUAGUACUGUUUUAUUUUUGAUGAAUUCAAAACAAUACCAAACUAGUACAUACGACACAAAAUAAAUGUGAAAUUACCGA
Molecule: messenger RNA, 10327 nt
Organism: Wyeomyia smithii (pitcher-plant mosquito)
Lineage: Eukaryota; Metazoa; Arthropoda; Insecta; Diptera; Culicidae
Gene: Nca
Product: neurocalcin homolog
Exons: 5
Coding region: 6343-6915 (190 amino acids)
Molecular function (GO): calcium ion binding
Source: RefSeq, a predicted model, not a curated record